This is a messenger RNA of Siniperca chuatsi (mandarin fish), 3441 nucleotides long. RefSeq names its product mpv17-like protein. The transcript has 4 exons. NCBI's taxonomy places the organism in Eukaryota, Metazoa, Chordata, Actinopteri, Centrarchiformes, Sinipercidae. The coding region runs from base 918 to 1568 and encodes 216 amino acids. Gene Ontology annotation, cellular component: cytoplasm; membrane. The record is from RefSeq and is a predicted model, not a curated record.
UAUAUUACCCAUUAACAACUAUACGAUACCCUGGGCGAUAUUAGUUUAUCGCAGAUAUAUAUCAGUAUUGGUGUAGAUGCCGGCUGAUAAAUAACAAGAAAUAACAGUGCAGAAAUGCCAAAGUCUCCAUUGCAUUGUUUGUCCAGUUGAAGUCUAUUUUUCAAAUGUAAAAUUAAUGAACUUAAGAAAUGAAUCGGCUAACAUAUCCUUAUCAGAUUUUCGGCUAGUCUACAUUACAUAUGUAACUUGACAGACACAUUCACUCAUUUUAAUAGCUGAGAGUAUCAUGGUGGCUUUAGACAAGGCUUCAUUUCACUGAGGACCCCGUGAAACCCCGCAGUGGUCCCCGGAAGUCCCUUGACCCCCACUGAUCGAUGCAUCAUAUAUCCAUCUCUCUUGUGAUAGUAUUUUUUUUUUUUCCACAGCAACCCCAAAUCAUCUCAGGACAAACUGCCACAAUGUUCUGACAGCUCCAGGUACUCCGUCAGAUUGCGCUGCCAUGAUUAGGUCAGGGUUUGCAGUUUUGCUCCGCCCUCCGCCCAACUGUAGUGUACUGUACUGUUGUUUCCACGUAAAAGGGGCGUAGUGUUUUUACGCAGAAUGAGUGGACCCGGCCGGUGGAAGACUCGCAGUCCCGUGCCGGGUGUCGGAUGGUGCACGACAAGCAAGUAUCCCAUCUGAGAUUAUAUUACUUUAUGACGUCCAUUAUACGAGGAACAUAUACACGUCUUUGUCGUGGGUAAGCCUUAUGAGCCUUUUCCAUCGGAAACCGAAAUGUACAGUGAUUUCCAGACAGAAUUGGCGGUCGUGUAAUUUGUCAUAUAUAGCUAACUAAGUUAGCUAAGUCACACGUUAACCUAACUAUUACAAUUUGCUUACACUUUCAUUUCAUUCCACUGGACGACAAUAACUUAAAAAUGCGAAAGGCGUUUCUGAGACAUGUCCGUCGGUUUCCGUGGGUCACCAACGUUACACUGUACGGCUGUCUGUUCGCUGGAGGGGACUUCGUCCACCAGUGGUUUUCGCGGAGGGAGAAAAUGGACUGGAGCCAUACACGGAACGUCGCUGUAAUCGCGUUCAGUUUCCAUGGUAACUUCAAUUUCUUCUGGAUGCGGUUCCUGGAGCGGAGGUUUCCCGGGAAUUCGGCCGGGAUGGUGAUGAGGAAGCUGUUCCUGGACCAGACUACAGCAGCGCCCCUGGCUACCAGUGUCUUCUACACAGGUGUCAGCUUCUUGGAGGGAAAAGAGGACAUCAUGGAAGACUGGAGAGAAAAAUUCCUGAACACAUAUAAGACGGGGCUAAUGUUUUGGCCAUUUAUGCAGUUUCUGAACUUUGCCUUGGUGCCUCUGUACGUGCGGACCACAUUCACCGGCUGCUGUGCCUUCGUCUGGGCCACCUUUCUUUGCUUCUCACGUCAGAGCGGAGACGGCACGGCCGCUGCUGCUCUGGCAUGGAUGUUCCCUCCUAAAGAGGAUGAAGCUGAAUCCACAAAGGAGAAAGUUGACUGUAAGGAGACGACAGAUGCUCCCAAAGAGGCAACAGUAGCAUCUAAACCUAUUCAGAACUGAAGUAUGUAGAAUCAGUCGUGGUAAUGGAGGGGGACGAAACAUGAACAGAAAAGGCUGUGGUCUGAGCAGUCCUGUCUGUGGCACUGCUGCGCUAUCACUGCCACAGCUUGAGUUCAAAGUCUCACUGGGGUUAAACUAAAAAUAUGUGUCCUCAUGACGCUGUAAUGUGCUUUAGGGAACAGCGUCUGCCAAAUGCAAUGUGUAAACAGUAUAUUAUUCAAUAUUCAUGCACAUCACCUCCGUGGGGAAAAUGUAAUUCAGUCUUACUUUUCCAUCUGACAGUGAACUAUCCACAUGCUGUAUUUCUCAUCAGGGUGUUUUUGUUUGUUUGUUUUUAUAAAUGCAGUCUUGUGUUCUCACAUUUAGAACAAGAGAACCCCCUGAUUCAAUUGGACCAUGGUUAAUGAUAUUGGGAUGAUAAAUGAUGACUUCUAUGUCUGUGACGGAAGCUGUGAUGAUGGGAAAGUGUAAGGAUGAUGUUCCAGAUUCCUCUGCUUUACGUCUGAAUGAAAAACUGGAAUGAGCGUGGGAAAGAAGUAUUUCCACAGUGUGGAGUGGCAGCUAACAUAUUAGCUUAGACGUUUAACUUCAUAAGAUUUCUAAACAUUUAAAUAUAACUCUCUCUUUAUUAGCACAAGUGCUGAGACUUAUCUGUGACUGCAACAGAGUGCCUGAUCUCUAAGGACUAUCUGCUUUGAUUCCAGUUUACACUCUGGUAAGAAGUGCCAAAUACAGAUGCACACAGGUUCCAAUAAUCCAUCAUAUUCUGGAGUAUAUCUGUUUGUUAUUAAUGUAAAGGUAGGUGCUUUAUACAUAUGGACCAUGAUGAGCACACUAUAGGUUCACAAACAGUGCAUCGUUGAAGCAACAAAACAAAAAAGCACUAUGUGAAAAUACAUUUUUGAUGUCCACAUUUUCAACCAUUAUUCCUUUAUAUCUAAAUAUUGUGGUAAUAAGAUACUACUGAAGAUUACUUUGAGUUUGUCUGAUAAUGAUUGAUGAAGGUUGUCUCAAACAUCCAUUUACUUGAACGUGGAAAUGCUGCCUGCCUGUUGACUUUAUGUUAAUGUGAUACUCUAUUGUCUUUCCUGAACCAUUUUUUUACUUGACCUCUGAGUGAAAAUGUUACUUUAUAGGUUUCCCGGCCUGCAGUGAUUCUUGAAAUGUAACGUCAGAUGCCUCCGCCAAGCUGUUUUCUAGAGAGGUUGUUUUUAUAAAUAGAGAACAGCUCAGUACAAGAGCUGACUGUUAUUCCUAUAUAUAGAAUUUAAAAGGUUUAGGGCAGACUUCUCACUUCCUUCUCAGAUAAUUAACAAAAAUCCUCAUUGACUUGUGUUCCUAUGUACUGCUGAAAUUCCUGGUGUCACAGAGAGAUCUGUUUAUUUUUGUUUUUCUGAUGUGGUUGAGUCUAAAAUGUGUUUUGCAACCAGCAUUUUGGCGCUAUAGACGCUGUGUGUUUGUAUUAUUAUUUGAUCGGUCUCACACAGCUGAAUUAAUACUAUGAAUAUUGUACAACAGACCCACAGGUAUCUUCUUAUGCCUACAGUUGAUCUGAAAUAUCACGUGCACCUCUGAUAUUUUGCUGUCAAAGGUGCAUCCUGGGUGUGUUUUGGCUUGUGUUCAGACAGAAAUAUUACUCACUCCUCUGUAUUACUCAUCAUUUAGAUGCAACUGCAGCUCUGUCUCCAUCUCUUGUGGGAAUAUAUAAAGCACAUGUAUUUCGAAAGGCCUGCCUGCUGCUGCACGGCUUUCUUUCUGCAGCAUGUUUUCACUCUCUGUUUUACUUAUGCAGACUAUCUCUUCCUGCUUCUAAGACUUCAAAAAUGAUGCUUUAGGCACCUAUUAAUAAACUUGUUUCUAAAUUUGUAACAGA